Messenger RNA from Cannabis sativa, 1226 nucleotides. RefSeq names its product F-box protein PP2-A13. The transcript has 3 exons. The record is from RefSeq and is a predicted model, not a curated record. Gene Ontology annotation, molecular function: protein binding. Lineage: Eukaryota; Viridiplantae; Streptophyta; Magnoliopsida; Rosales; Cannabaceae. Bases 284 to 1165 code for a protein of 293 amino acids.
UUAUAUCUAUGUAUAUAUAAAUUAGUCCCAUGCACACUCCUGGCGUAGAUUCGUAUAAUCAAAAACAAAAGGCUUACUUUAUCCCUUUGUCUGUGUUUCCUCAAUGAAAAGAAAUUGGUUCCUUUGAUCCUUCCCCAUCUCCUUUAUCACCUUCUCCUCUACUACCCAUUAUAAACUUCUUCAUUCACUUUUGUUUUUCCUUAAUAGAUUACCUUCUUCUCUUCAUAUAUAUUAUUACAUUUCAAAUAACUAAAAAAUAAUUAAUAACCUUGUGUCUGUGUUUAUGGGGGCUGGUUUCUCAGUGUUAGGUGAAUCAAGAGAGAGUAGUGGUAAUGGAAUAAACUUUGGUUAUUCGAAAAAGGCGAAAACGGUGCUGGAUGACUUGCCGGAGAAUUGUAUCUCAACCAUUAUAAAAUACUUGAAUCCACCUGAGAUCUGUAAACUGGCUUUGUUGAACAGAGCUUUUCAUGGUGCUUCUUUGGCUGAUUUUGUUUGGGAGUCAAAGCUUCCAUCCAAUUACAACUUUCUUCUUGAGAAACUACUACUUCAAUCUCAAACCUACUUGCCUAAGAAACAUAUAUAUUCUAAAUUGUGUCAACCAAAUCGCUUCGAUGGUGGUACCAAGGAAGCUUGGUUGGAGAAGAGUAGUGGGAAACUUUGUUUGUCGAUAUCGUCAAAGGCCUUGAGAAUAACUGGAAUAGAUGAUCGAAGGUAUUGGAAUUACAUUCCAACUCAAGAAUCAAGAUUCGAAACAGUGGCUUAUUUACAACAAAUUUGGUGGGUUGAAGUGAUUGGAGAGUUAGAGUUAGUGUUGGGAGAAGGGAGUUAUAGCCUCUACUUUCGACUACAAUUAGGCAAAGGUUCAACAAGAUUUGGGAGAAGAGUUUGUAAUGUUGAUCAAGUUCAUGGGUGGGAUAUAAAGCCAGCUCGAUUCAACUUAUCAACAUCCAACGGUCAUAAAGCUUCAUUAGAAUGUUAUUUGAACAAUUAUGGAAAAUGGGUCCAUUACCAUGUGGGUGAUUUUCAAGUGGAAAAUCCUAAUAUGAUCAUCAAGAUUAACUUUUCAAUGCUUCAAAUUGAUUGCACACACACUAAAGGUGGUCUCUCCUUAGAUUCUGUGUUUAUAUACCCAACUCAGAUUUCUAAUAAGUUGUUGAAAUCUUAGCGUGUGUGUUUCUGUGACAAAUGUACAAAUGUGAGCUGAGCAAGUAAUUCAUUAUAAAUUA